This is a messenger RNA of Silurus meridionalis, 2402 nucleotides long. RefSeq lists its product as uncharacterized. The transcript is spliced from 8 exons. Gene Ontology annotation, cellular component: centrosome. Lineage: Eukaryota; Metazoa; Chordata; Actinopteri; Siluriformes; Siluridae. The record is from RefSeq and is a predicted model, not a curated record. The annotation marks the transcript as partial.
AGUACCUGCUACAACAGAACUGUGCCUUUUCCGUUGCCUGAAACAAGAGACUUCCCACCUUUGUUUAAUCGCCUCCAGAGCGGGAGCCAACUAAGGAGCAACUCUUGUCCUACAACAAGGUCUGUUACUGUAAAGCAAUUCGAUGACCUAAAUCCAUUAAAGAAAAGUAAUGUUCGAGUUAAUGACGAGAUAAUUCCCAAGCCAACUGAUAUUAAUGUUGGUGAGAAACAAAUUAAGGUCUCCAUCCAAAGGCAACACCCAUACCAGUCACACAUAUCCUUCUGUGCCUUGUUCCCCACCUACCACUCCCCAGAUGAUCCAGACACAGGCGUACGGGCUGCAUCCAAACUCCCUAUCAAUCCUCUACUACCAGCCAAUGCAUCAAAGGUCAUACUGCUCAGCAAGACUAAAGGUGCAGCUUAUCGGCAUGAGCUACUUGAUAUUCCCAUGGAAACCAGACGCAAUGUUGCAAUAUGGCCAGGACAGAGCGGCUUCCAAAAUCACAUUAAGCCAGUAAAAGGAGACACUCAGGAGUUUUACCCCCAGCCUUUAAAAACACUGUGUCCAAAUCAGACUCUGCGAGACUGGAAAAACACGCUGCUGGAGCGAACUGCUAAUGCGCUGCGCAACCUGGAGAAGUCCCAGUGGCUCACCUCAUAUCAGCUAAACUACACAGGGUCUGGGCCCACUAACCCUAUAAAACUGGACGACUUUAAUGAGAAGACAAUUAGCUUGAUUACAGGAGAAAUGAACCCUUACACAGCACAGCUGAGGGAGCGAUCCUAUCCUGUUCUCAUGCCUUCUCAACCACUUGAAGGAUGCAGGGCCAGGAUUCUGCAAAACCAAUGUCGUCUAGAGAACCCAUGCUCUAUCAUGCACCCACUAUCCUUUCCCCCAGAGCCUCAAGAUGUUGGCAUGACUGCUGAGAGGAACCCCAUGCUGGACAAUAUGCAGCAUAAACCAUAUAUUGCAAAUCAAACAGAUGAGGUGAUUAAAUACAACCAGGUUAGCAAAUCGGGUCAAACACGUCAGGUGGUAUUUAACAACACUGCCAACAUGUGCUGCAAGAGAAGUUGUGUGUACAAGAUAUCUGAGUCAAAUGGCAGUAAACCACAAACAAACAUCAACAAACCUGCUUCAAGAGUAAUAGAGACAGAGAGUACCCAGCUGGAUCUACACAAUUUUCAGGCUGCUUUGCAAGAGAAGGAAACAAACAAGAGAGCUUUGUCCAAUAACAGAAUCCAAAAUUAUGUAGUAGAGAAUAGCCCAUUUGAGUUUAAGUGCACAGCACCACCCAGUGCAUACGAGACAGACAGGCCUGUGAACUUUGAGCAAACUAAGAAAGACUUUGAAGAGGAGGAGAAAAUAAAGCAGGGUUCUUGUCUUAUUCCCUCCAUCCGUCCACGCUUUUCUAGAGGUACCACUGGGUAUGGAGUAAAAAGAAUCAGCAGGGAUUUGGGGUCUGAUCUGCUGGAGCUUCACGACUCUUUCAGCCGAACAAAGGCUAAUCGAAACUUUCGUGAAUCUUUGCAGGAUGCCCCUGUGGAUCUCAGGGAAAACCUUCACACGGGAAGAAAGCACUUCUUCUAUGGCUUCAACUCUUACUAUUUUCAUAACUGAAAAUAAUACAAACAUUGAGCUGCUGGAAAGAGGAAUAACUGCCAUAAAUGGCAUAAAUAAGGCAUAUGUCAUGGAAUCAAUGCUGUAAAUGCAUCUUUGCAUCUUUUUUGGCUAUAGUGUCCAUGAAUCCCAAUUUUCCUUUUUGAAAGUGUGAGAUUAAACAUAACUCUUUUUUUCUGAUAAAUAUCACAAGCCAUUUGCAGUGACUUCUUUGCUAAAAGUGAAGCGUUAGUGUCUUAAAGCAGCACUGAUACUUUACAGUCACUGUUGAAGGAGUUCUGACUAUCUGCAAAUCAUUUCAGUAGAAAGGUGCUAUGAUGGCCUUGGCCUUUCUAUGAAUGAAAUUCUGCUUAUUCCCACAUUUAUUAAAAGUUCUUUCAAUCGAGUGAAAGGCAUGAAUUGCUGCAUGUGUCCUUGAGAAGACAGCACAUGGUUUUGUUCUGAGCUUGAGCUUGAGGCAUACCAACAGGCUGAGAUGUUUCUCUGCAAUACUGAAUGUUCCUAUUCACGUCCCCUUUGAAUGCAGUCAUGUUCAAAUGUACGGAAAAGAGUGACGAUUUCUUGGCAAUUUCUUCUACAGAUUUUUGUAAAACAUGUGUUAACUUUGGGAACAUAGGACACGUACCACUAAGACUGGACUAUGCUUUAGAUGCUUUUUCCCUGGCUUUCUUUUUGCUUAUUUUGCUUUGCCAGUACCUUUUAUUGCUAAUUUUGCAUAUUAAAAAACGAAUAAUACAUUUAAGUAUUUAUGUCUAGUAGUUACAGUCCAACAGCAUCAAGAC